AUGCUGGCCAAGUCGGGCAGGUCGUCAAAAGAUGGCGCUUCAUCCAAAGACACGAGCUCCGGCGCGAAUACGGGUUCCUUGGGGUCUCGGCAGCGAAGCAGCAUACCUAUGACUCCACGAUCUUUAGGAGGUGCCCAGGCCGAUUUCGCGAGACAGCUGGCUGAGCGAAACCAAGCUUUAAAUCCUCCAAAGAAGUUUAAAACAUCCGUACCAAAGGGUGUGAAACUGGGAGAAGGAUACGUCGACAGAUCGCAAGUUAGAGAGAGCGAAGAGGACGACCGAGAAGAGAGACUAAAGGCGCUGGAAAAGUCUUUCAAAGACGAAGAAAUUGACCAGGCAACAUACGAAAAGCUACGGUUUCAGAUCGCAGGCGGAGAUCUCUCAAGCACUCAUCUAGUCAAGGGGCUUGAUUUUAAACUCCUCGAAAGAAUACGCAAAGGAGAGGAUGUCUACGGAAACAAGGGAGCAGAGAAGGAUAGCGCCGAAGAAGCACCCAUAGAGGACGACGUGGAUGACGAAUUCGAUCGACUUGAAGAACAAGACGUACAAGCCAUUACGAAGGAAAAAGCGGAAAAGAAGAAGGGCACUCUUUCAACAGUGUCUCUGGCGCCUGGGAAAAAGAGAACACGCGAUCAGAUUUUAGCAGAGCUAAAGGCAGCCCGAUUAGCAGCCCAGCAGCAGCAAGAAUCAGCCCUGGGAGACCGGUUCAAAAAGAUUGGGGCAAAACAGAAACCAGGAACACGGAUCGAAAGAGAUAGUAAGGGCAGGGAAGUUUUGAUCAUUGUGGACGAAGAUGGGCAUGAGAAAAGGAAAGUCCGAAAGGUACAGCCUGAAGAGGAGGAUACGCGGAACGGUCUUCUCAUGCCAGAUAAGAACGCCAAGCCAUUGGGGAUGGAGGUUCCUGAGCAAUAUCGGAAGAAAGAGGAACCAGAGGAAGAUGACGUCGAUGUCGAUAUUUUUGAGGAUGCUGGCGAUGAUUACGAUCCACUAGCCGGAAUGGGGGAAUCAGACUCUGAGUCGGACGAAGAGGAGAAGCGCAGCAGCGGUAACCAGGAGGCUGUCAAGGAGGCAGACGCCAACAAGGCCAUGCCGCCUCCACCAAAGCCAUCCGUUUCACAACCAGAACGACGCAAUUACUUCAAGGACUCAAGAACGGCACUCAUAUCCGAGGAGGCAAGCAGAGGGCCCUCCAUGUCUGAUCCGGCCAUAUUGGCAGCCAUCAAGAAAGCAGCAUCUCUCAGGCCCAUUGAGCAAGAUGCCGAAGAUGACAAAGCAAAGGAGGAAGCCAAGGCACUGGAAGAACGGCGAAAGAAGCUUCUUCAGAUGCAGAGCCGGGAUGAUGAUGAUAUCGAUAUGGGCUUCGGCACCAGCAGGUUUGAAGAUGAAGAAGACUUUGAGGAUAAGAAAGUGAAGCUUUCGAGGUGGGGCGAAGACGCCGGGGAGGAAGGGUCCAGUAGGGGCGACAAGUCAAAGCGGAAGAGAGGGCCAAAGAAACGAAAGGGUGAUGUCAACAGCGCAGCUGAUGUGAUGCGGGUCGUCGAGCAGCGCAAGAAGCCAGAGUAA
Messenger RNA from Trichoderma harzianum CBS 226.95, 1563 nucleotides. RefSeq lists its product as hypothetical. The record is from RefSeq and is a predicted model, not a curated record. Gene Ontology annotation, biological process: mRNA splicing, via spliceosome. Gene Ontology annotation, cellular component: nucleus. NCBI's taxonomy places the organism in Eukaryota, Fungi, Ascomycota, Sordariomycetes, Hypocreales, Hypocreaceae. The transcript has 2 exons. The coding region runs from base 1 to 1563 and encodes 520 amino acids.